AUGGAGGCUAUCAAGGAGACCUUCCGGCGGUGUAAGGCCGAGAGCCGGCCCGCACUCGUCACCUAUGUCACGGCCGGCUACCCCCGUGCCGAGGACACCGUCGACAUCCUGCUUGGGCUCGAGUGCGGCGGCGCCGACGUUCUCGAGCUCGGCGUGCCCUUCACCGACCCCAUUGCCGACGGACCGACGAUCCAGACGGCCAACACACAGGCCCUGGUCAACAACGUGACCCUGACGAUGACGCUCAAGAUGGUGGCGGAUGCGCGCGCCAAGGGCCUGAGAGCGCCCGUGCUGCUCAUGGGCUACUACAACCCGCUGCGGGCGUACGGCGAGGAGGCGCUGGUGCGCGACAGCAAGCAGUCGGGCGUCAACGGCUUCAUUGUGGUGGACCUGCCGCCCGAGGAGGCCGUGUCGUUCCGCAAGCUGGUCAGCAGCGGCGGGCUGUCGUACGUGCCCCUGAUUGCGCCGGCGACGUCGGACGCGCGCAUGCGCAUCCUGUGCCAGCUGGCGGACUCGUUCAUCUACGUGGUGUCGCGCCAGGGCGUGACGGGCGCCAGCGGCACGCUCAACGCACACCUGCCGGAGCUGCUGGCCCGCGUCAACAAGUACAGCGGCGGGCGCCCGGCGGCCGUCGGCUUCGGCAUCUCGACGCACGAGCACUACCAGUCGGUGGCGGCGAUUGCCGACGGCGUCGUGGUGGGCAGCCAGAUUGUGACCACGCUGCGCAACGCGACGACGCCCGCGACGGCCACGGACCCGUACAAGGCCGUCGAGGCGUACUGCCGCUACCUGAUCCACGGCAGCCACGAGGCACAGCCCCCCAAGGCGGCCGCUGUCCCGUCGCCCGCCGCCGACGCGGCCAAGACGGUCGCCGCGCCCGAGGUCGCCGCGCCCGUCAAGGACGAGAAGACGGCCCAGGAGCUCGACAGCAACCUCGUGGCGCAGCUGGCGGCGCUGCACGACAAGAUGCCCGACCGGUUCGGCGAGUUUGGCGGGCAGUACGUGCCCGAGUCGCUGAUGGACUGCCUGUCACAGCUCGAGGACGGCUUCCACCAGAUUCUCAACGACGAGUCGUUCUGGAAGGAGUACCGCUCGUACUACGAGUACAUGGGCCGCCCGGGCCACCUGCACAAGGCGGAGCGCCUCACGCAGCACGCCGGCGGCGCCAGCAUCUGGCUCAAGCGCGAAGACCUCAACCACACGGGCAGCCACAAGAUCAACAACGCGCUGGGCCAGCUGCUGCUGGCGCGCCGCCUGGGCAAGACCAAGAUCAUUGCCGAGACGGGCGCCGGCCAGCACGGCGUGGCCACGGCCACGGUGUGCGCCAAGUUUGGCAUGGAGUGCACCGUGUACAUGGGCGCCGAGGACGUGCGCCGCCAGGCGCUCAACGUGUUCCGCAUGCGGCUGCUGGGCGCCAAGGUCGUGGCGGUCGAGGCCGGCUCGCAGACGCUGCGCGACGCCGUCAACGAGGCGCUGCGCGCCUGGGUCGUGCACCUCGAGGACACCCACUACAUCAUCGGCUCCGCCAUUGGCCCGCACCCGUUCCCGCGCAUCGUGCGCACCUUCCAGUCGGUCAUUGGCAACGAGACCAAGGCGCAGUUCCAGGCCCUGCGCGGCAAGCUGCCCGACGCCGUCGUCGCCUGCGUCGGCGGCGGCUCCAACGCCGUCGGCAUGUUCUACCCCUUCUCCGACGACCCCUCCGUCAAGCUGCUCGGCGUCGAGGCCGGCGGCGACGGUGUCGACACGCCGCGCCACGCGGCCACGCUCGGCGGCGGCUCGCUCGGCGUGCUGCACGGCGUGCGCACCUACGUGCUGCAGGACCACAACGGCCAGAUCCAGGACACGCACUCGGUGUCGGCGGGCCUCGACUACCCCGGCGUGGGCCCCGAGCUGGCCCAGUGGAAGGACAGCGGCCGCGCGCAGUUUGUGGCCGCCACCGACGCGCAGGCGUUCCUGGGCUUCAAGCUGCUGAGCGAGCUCGAGGGCAUCAUCCCGGCGCUCGAGUCGGCACACGGCAUCUACGGCGCGCUGGAGCUGGCCAAGACGAUGAAGCCGGACGAGGACAUUGUAGUGUGCCUCAGCGGCCGUGGCGACAAGGACGUGCAGAGCGUGGCGGACGGUCUGCCGGAGCUUGGCCCCAAGAUUGGCUGGGACCUGCGCUUUUGA
Molecule: messenger RNA, 2166 nt
Organism: Sporothrix brasiliensis 5110
Lineage: Eukaryota; Fungi; Ascomycota; Sordariomycetes; Ophiostomatales; Ophiostomataceae
Product: tryptophan synthase
Exons: 2
Coding region: 1-2166 (721 amino acids)
Biological process (GO): L-tryptophan biosynthetic process
Cellular component (GO): cytoplasm
Molecular function (GO): tryptophan synthase activity
Source: RefSeq, a predicted model, not a curated record